AUCACUAUGAUUUCCACUUCGUAAACCGUGAUCAACUUAACAUGAAACCUUCCAUUUGGGUCAGACAUCAGUUGUGCAAGACAAGGGUGCUAUAUCACAAUGAUUGGAAGACUGACUCCUGUGAUUCUUCUUUGCACAGUGUCUCUGAUUCAACCGGCAGAUGUUCCUCGUCCCAUCAAUAUGACUGUGGUUGAAGUUGGUGGAAGUGUUACUAUGCAAUGUCCAGUUUCUAUUGCGGAAAUUAAAUUCUUUCACUGGUAUAAGCAGUCUCUUGGAUAUAUGGUCCAAACUGUUGCUACAGGAGUUUAUGGCAACAUAAACUGCCUUGGACUAUUUAAAAACCCACGUUUCAAAGUCGAUGGUCAGUAUUUUUUUAGCAUCAGAAAUGUUACCAAAGAGGAUGAAGCAAUAUACUUCUGUCAAGGUGGAACAGAGUUGUCACAAGAUUUUUUGGGUGGAUUCUUCUUGGCAGUAAAUGAUAACAAUCAGCAGACUGUUUACUUGAAACAAAGUCCGAAGACAGCAUCGGUCCAGUUGGGAGGCUCAGUGACUCUCCAGUGUUCACUUCUCUCUCAGAACAAAGGGAACACAGAUCAGUGUCCAGGUUCACACAGUGUGUACUGGUUCAGAGCUGGAUCAGGAGAAUCCCAUCCAGGCAUCAUUUACAGUCAUAAGAGCAGGAAUGGUGAACAACAGAAAAGGAGCUGUGCCUACAAUCUCUCCAAAACUAUAAGGAAUUCCUCUGAUACUGGGACUUACUACUGUGCUGUAGUCACAUGUGGAGAGAUGCUGUUUGGUGAAGGAACCAAAGUGGACACAACACCAGAAUUAGACCAGAUCAGCCUUGUACUUGGAGUGCUGUUGGCCUGCUGUGUGACUGUAAUUGUCGUUCUUAUUUUCUACAUAAAUCGAAGGAGAGUUUGCGAACAUUGCAAAGGAGCAAUGAAUGGCACCCAUCUUCUUGGACAUGACAAGUCAACUGUGGACCAAACAACUGAUUUGGAUGGUGAAGCAGUGAACUAUGCAGCACUGGAUUUCUCCACAAGGAAACUGAAAAGAGGGAGAAAAAAGGGAGAUUUGCCACAAGAGUGUGUGUACUCUGUUGUUAGAACAGAUUACCACAAUCAACAACACCCCUACCUAUAGGCAGAGCACGGCCUUUGCGCUCCACACUGGAUCUUGAUGUAACUGGUGAGAAAAAGAGAGAGUGACCGAGCAAGAAAAGAGUACAUAUAGGAUUGGCUUUUACACUUUGGCUUGAGCAAAAAAAAUACUGAAAGGACAGAUGCCAAGCCUUUAUGCUGUUGGACUAGUAAAUAAUGUUAGAUGGCUUGUUAUGUCUUGUGUUGUAGUACUUGCUUGAUGUUUGGCUGUGUUAUCAAAGUUGUUGACCUGCUACUUUUUGAUCACACAUAAUGAAAUCAUAACGGGCGUGUAAGUGAAUUGUGCUUUUAAACUUGUGACACCAUAACGCAACAAAUACCAAUUAUUGCAUAAUUUUGCUUCAAAACGUACAUUUAUAUUGUCUUCUCACAUGAUUGCUGAUGGGCAAAGCAAGGCUUUGUGAAACAUUGAAACGUUCAAAGCAAUAAUGUCAGAAUUGUGUCGAGGAUUCGAAACACUUCGAAACACUUCGAUCUCUAUCUACUGGUCACUUUUGAUAUUGACAUUGAAACAAUGACUGACCAGCCAACUCUAAACGUCUUAUCAAUACAUGACCAGCAGGAUUUCGGAGAAAUCACCACACAACAAACACACAAACGCAUUCAGAUUGUCAGAGAUGGCAGAUGGGGAUUGCAAUAAAAGUGUGUUUAAAUAAAA
Messenger RNA from Micropterus salmoides (largemouth bass), 1821 nucleotides. RefSeq lists its product as uncharacterized. Lineage: Eukaryota; Metazoa; Chordata; Actinopteri; Centrarchiformes; Centrarchidae. Bases 100 to 1146 code for a protein of 348 amino acids. The record is from RefSeq and is a predicted model, not a curated record. The transcript is spliced from 6 exons. Gene Ontology annotation, biological process: response to bacterium.